Toxotes jaculatrix (banded archerfish) is the source of this 3868-nucleotide messenger RNA. RefSeq names its product zinc transporter ZIP1-like. Bases 580 to 1605 code for a protein of 341 amino acids. Gene Ontology annotation, biological process: zinc ion transmembrane transport. Lineage: Eukaryota; Metazoa; Chordata; Actinopteri; Toxotidae. Gene Ontology annotation, molecular function: zinc ion transmembrane transporter activity. Gene Ontology annotation, cellular component: plasma membrane. The transcript has 5 exons. The record is from RefSeq and is a predicted model, not a curated record.
GAUGGGAACUGACUCACCACUUCCCGGACAACAUGUAAGCUGAUCGAGCUGCUUCAUCGAAGGAAAAAAAAAAACCUAAAUCCGGAUUUUACUCAUCUGACUCCAACAGAACCGGGUUGUACCGAGGAGGAUCCGUUUAAUCCGUCAUCAGGUAGGACCGAAGACCCGGUGCCGAGCGGAGAGCCGGAGCACGGACACGUCAGAGCGGGUUCGAAGUUUCAGCAAAGUUUCCAGGUUUACGGAGAGUCCGUGCGGUGCUUCCCCCGCCGGCUGCUGCUCUCAGAGCCGAGCCGAUCGCGACGGUCGGGUUUUAAUUCCACUGCCCUGUUGGAAAAUUCAGCUUGACCCGGUAUUUUUCCCCUACGCGUCUGUUUCCGGUUCAUCUGUCCCUCUCCGGCCUGUGUCUCUGAUUCUGUCUUUAAAACCUGGACGUGUGAACAUGUCACCGUUUCCAUGGCGCAGUCACCACGUGAUUGACGGUGUGACAGGUCUCUGGACUCCUGAGGAUACUCUCGUCUCCUGUGUGAAUCCAUGGCGCGAGUUUGAGAUCUGAGAAGGUGCAGAGGAACCAGAUCAAAGAUGUCCUUCAAAGGCAGAGUGUCCUCUUCUGUCCUCAUGUCUCCGGGGAGGGACACUAUGGUGCUGCAGGUCAACCCGGCCGAUGUCCCCGCCCUGGAGAUCAAACUGGGAGCGCUGGCGGUCCUGCUGUCCAUCACUCUGCUGUUUGGAUUCGCCCCUCUCUGCAUCGUUCGGGGGACAGGGCGCUGCAGCGUGGACCCAGAUUUGCGGCGCAGGCUGCUGAGUCUGAUCAGCUGUUUCUCUGGGGGAGUUUUCUUCGCCACCUGCCUGUUGGACCUGCUGCCAGACUACCUGCAGGGCAUCGGCGAGGCCUUCAGCAACGCAGGCAUCACACUCCAGUUCCCUCUGCCUGAGUUCAUUGUGGCUAUGGGCUUCUUCUUAGUCCUGGUCCUGGAGCAGGUUGUCCUGGCCUUCAAGGACCAAUCGUCCUUAUUCUCUGAGGAGCGUCGGUCUCUGCUGGUGGACUCCAGUGUCCAGGCAAAUGACAGGAAUGGGUUUCAUCACUCCCAUCACCGCCAUCAUGGAUCAGAGGAGGCUGAAGGCGGGCACUUCCACGUGGACUUCAGCUCUCAGUCCGCCCUGCGUGCCUUCAUCCUGGUCUUCUCUCUGUCUCUGCACUCUGUGUUUGAGGGUUUGGCGGUGGGAUUGCAGGAGGAGGGGAAGGAGGUGCUGGAGAUCUGCCUGGCGCUGAUGAUACACAAGAGCAUCAUCUCCUUCAGCCUGGCCUUCAAGCUGUGUCAGACCCGGCUGCGGCGGUCCGUGGUGGCCGGCUGCCUGCUGCUGUUCGCUGUCAUGUCCCCGCUGGGCAUCGGCCUGGGUAUCGGCCUCACUGAGACCAAGGCGCACCCUCAGCACCAGCUGGCCCGCUGUACGCUGGAGGGGCUUGCAGCAGGAACCUUCAUCUACAUCACCUUCAUGGAGAUCCUGCCGCACGAGCUCAGCUCCCCCAGGCACCGCAUCCCCAAGGUGGCCAUGCUGCUGGUGGGCUUCGCCGUGGUCACUGGCGUGCUCUUCAUCAAACUGUAACCAUGGUGACACAGAGAUCUGGCAAGGAAGUCUGCCGAGUUCACGCGCUGGACAACGAGCUGGUGUCAGAUUGUUUUUGAACAAGGUAACAAACCUGUGGCUGCUCACUGACACAGACCUGAGAACAGGCUGGGAUAACCAACCCGUCCCGUCAGGUCGGGUUCGUUAUCCCAGCGAAUAAUUUAAAGGUUUUAUAAAUAUACACUGAGCAAAGCAGGCAACUGCCCAAAAGCCCCAGAUUUCCUCCACAUCAUUUGGAUCAUUAUCAUUUAAUUAACCACGUAUUAGAAGUAGAUUAUCAGCUGGAACGGGUCCUCCGGCCUCCAGCCUCCGGCCUCCAGCCCCAGUCUUAUAGGAGGACUUAGUUUUAAGACCUGAACUGGUUCAGUUUAUAUCGUGGCCCUUUGAUGCAAAGUGUUUAAUCAAAUCCUUCUUUUUUUCAUGAGUAAUUAACACAGAAAACUUCGAGCAAAGUCGUACUAUUCCGUUCUGAUACACCUGACCGUUAUGUUCUCUAACAGCUGAUUGAUCAUUGAAUAAAACGGCAGGAAAAGGCAUCGUUGUUCCUUGAAGCCCGAGUUAACACAAGUCAACGCCCAGAAAUGUUCUGCUUAAUAUCAGAAAACUGAGAAACUAACAAAUAUUCACAGUGAGUUUUUGGAAUUUUUGCUUAAAAAAAAACACUUAACGAUUCAUCAGUUAUCAAAAUUGUUGCCGAUUAUUUUUUUUUUGUCAGCGAGCUAAUUGAUUAAUCAACCAGUCGUCUCAGCUGGUGGCCUCUGAUUCAGCAGCUGCAGCCAGAGUCCGAACAUCAAAGGGAACUUUUCCGAUCAGCCCUGAAACUUUUUCACUUGGUUCCAAAUAGUUUGGGUUUUGCCAACAAAUGGAUAAAUACACUACUCCAGGAAAACGUGAACAUGUGGGACGGACAGCAGAGAAGUGGGUCAUGCAGAAAUGGUUAAAGAUGCUUCAAUGAUUUUGUUUUGACACUUUCUAAAGCCGGACGUUUGGACAGUUCAGAGUCCAGGUUUCCACCAGGAGACAUCAGACUUUACACAGGUUUGAGGUUUGAUUCCUCUUUAAACAAACCAACAGGAUCUGAUGUUUUGAGCAACUCUGAGCAGAAAGUUGCCUUCAGAUGGUCGACAGUGCAAUAAUUACUUUCAUUGUUUUCAUUGAAGUCAAAAAUAUCCAUUAUAGCUUCAGAGAGCACAGAGAGACGUCCUCAAAUGUCUCAUUUUGUCCAACCAGCAAUGUGAAACCCACAGAGAUUCACAAGAGCAGCAAAUGUGUAUGUUUGAGAAGCUGGAAGCAGACGAUGUUUUUCAUGUUUGAUCAAUCACUGAAAUGAUUUGGAUCGUGUGUAACUGUUAACCUUUGUCAAACAUCAGUUAUGUUGUCUUUGUAGACAGGAGGAAAAUGUAGAAACAGUCAGAGAUCCCCUCCAGUACGACGUCUGACCACAGACACUGGUCAACAGACAUGUCACAUGAUCAGAUUCGUGUUUUUACGAAUCGAAAACGACAAAAAUCUGCAACUGGAAACGACAAUGUCCAGUUUGUAGCUGUGAAUUUGAGGAUUUUCUUUUUCUUCAGAGGCAGAAACAGAAAACACUGCUCUGAGCUUGUUGCUCCGUCACUGACAAUUUACAGCAGGACACUGAAAUGUCAACACUAAUGGGUGGAAAGCUUUUAUCAGCUGUUUAAGACGGCUUUGAUUUAUGUUUGCUUGCUUUAAAUGGAUUGAAUGAGCGAAAGAAGAGAUGAAAACGCUCAGUGAAUCAGAGAAUGAGGCCUUGAUGCUCUGACAGUGAAAGGUUUCAGGAAAUGUAUUUUUGUAAUAUUAUCACCAAAGUCAUUUAAGGACCACAAUAUUUUAAUCAUUGUGUUGAAUGUAUGAAAUGUGUGUUAUAUUUUGUAUCGUGAUGAGAAACUGAAUCAAGCGUAAAAUAGUUUUUCAGAUCAUACAGUGACUGAGAUUCUGAGCUUUUUGUAAAAUCUGCAUCUUAUUUUGAGAGUGAACGUUUAAUGUUAAUGUUGGAAACAGUGUUUUAACCCUCCCACGCCCCCCUCACAAAAACAACCAAUCAGUAAACCAAAUGUAAUAAAUGAUUUAUAACACAAUAACACAGUUCUAAGGAGAUCAUGUGUUUUUAAUGUACAGUAUUGAAUUUCUUCUAUGAAAACAUAUUUAAUAUUAUUACAGUUGUCUUUUAUUAUCUUAUCAUUCAUUCUCUGUUCAUACACCAGCCUCCUCAGCCACG